This is a messenger RNA of Camarhynchus parvulus, 1657 nucleotides long. It is a transcript of the gene TMEM100, whose product is annotated as transmembrane protein 100. NCBI's taxonomy places the organism in Eukaryota, Metazoa, Chordata, Aves, Passeriformes, Thraupidae. Gene Ontology annotation, biological process: cellular response to BMP stimulus. The coding region runs from base 373 to 777 and encodes 134 amino acids. The transcript is spliced from 3 exons. The record is from RefSeq and is a predicted model, not a curated record.
GCCGCCCCGCCCGCCGCAGCUCCCGCCGCUGAAUUUGCUCCGGUCCCUUAAUUGUUUCGCUCUCACCGAGAACUUUGUUUACAGUCCCUUGUGCGGCGAGCUGCAUCCCCUCUUAUGCUGCCUGCGGGCUGGUGGCCGCCGCAGUCCCGCCCGGCGGCCGGGAGGAAACUUCUGUGCUAGAAUAUUGUCACCUCCAGUUCAUCAUUCAGCAAUAUCUGACACUUCAAAGACUCGAGCAGCUCUUUCUGCCUUGAAUUGUCACACAAGACAUCUUCAGCACUCUUUGACCAUGGAUUUCUCCUGGAUCUGUGCAGCAGGAGCUCAGCAGAGCCUGCUCUAGCCUAAGAACAGGCUGAGUUCAAGACAGUCAAGAUGACAAACGAGCCUAUCAAAGAGAUCCUGGGCACCCCAAAGCACCCUGAUUCUGUACCCACAGAGAAGAGUAACAACAAUGACUGUGUGAUAACCACCAUUCCUCUGGUCAGUGAGUGCCAGCUGACGGCAGCCACGGGGGGAGCGGAGCUCUCCUGCUACCGCUGCACCAUUCCCUUCGGCGUGGUCAUCCUCAUCGCCGGCACCGUGGUCACUGCUGUGGCGUACAUCUUCAACUCCCAUGGAUCCAUCAUCUCCGUCUUUGGCCUGGUCCUCCUGUCCUCAGGACUUGUUCUGCUGGCUUCCAGCGCCGUGUGCUGGAAGAUCAGGCAGCACAAGAAGAAAGCAAAGAGGCGGGAGAGCCAGACAGCGCUCGUGGCAAACCAGAGAACCUUGUUUGGCUAAAGGCAGCCAGGAGAAGGCUGGACAGAAGGCAGAACCUUUGUAAGUCAACUUGGCUAUUUAUCAGUAGGAGAGAUUGCAGGUUUUAAUUUAACUGUGGAAACAAACUGAAAUGAAAAUGGAAUGGAUUAAGAAAUACUUGUAACAACUCUGCAAGUGCUCUCAAUAUAUUUCUUACUGCAGACUUGGUAGUGAUUCUUUACAAGACAGAGGAAAACCCAUUUUUCCUUCACAGAAAACUGUGUCACACAACUGCAACCAUCCUAACUGCGUUCUCCAACAUGCUGAUCGUGUUGGAAAGGGAAUGUGUGGGAACUGAGAAAAUAAUUUGAAUUGACUUGAAAUGCCAGAAGUCUCCUUAAAACACUGACAUUUGACCAAGGGAGAAGUCAUAGCAUUUGAAGUGACUACAAGCUUAUGGCCUGAGUAUCUGGGACUUAAACUGUAGCUGAAAUAAAAAAAAAAGCAAUAAGAACACAUUGCAAUUUUCUCAAUAAGCUGAUUCUUAUAUUUUAUGUAACUUCCCCCUCCCAAUACCUGUGGUACUUUCCCCCUUUUUUAAACCAACUAAUAUUGAUUUUGUUUCAGUAUUGAAUAGAAAUCAGUAGAAAUGUGUAAUUAUGUUGUUUAACCUAAAUAACAAGGUAUGAUCAUAGCUUAAAACAUGAGACCUUUUUUUGUAAAUUAACUGGUCAGGUUUAGCACUUUUGAUUAUUUUGCUAUAAAAUUAAAAAAUAAAUGUCAUUAAAAUAAUAUCCAGUGCUGUUGGACCUUUAGAAAAUAUUUCUUUAUUGCUAUCAAGAUAGCUUGUAUCUUCAACUAUGACUACUUUAUAUUUCUGUUUUUGUAGAACAACCCCUGUGACAAUAACUGUGAACACAUG